GUUUUAAAUGGACUUGCUUCGUUCGCUAGCAUAUAUUUUUGUUUUUAAUUCGCCGGUGAAAAAAUUUCGACAGUUUUUGUGAAAGUGGUUUAAGAGGAAAGUGCCUAGUGAGAUAAAAAUAGAACUCCUUCAAAACCAAAAAUGGACUUCGACUUUGAAGCCCAGGACGUGAUAAACGAGGGCCGGACCUCCCAGAAGGCAAUCGAAGAAAUUAAGACUUUCAUAUCCAACAACGAAGAUAUUCCGACAAUACCCGACCAAAUGAUCGUCCUGUUUCUUUUGUCAUGUCGAAACGACAUAGAAUUCACAGAGAAAACUAUCAAGGCCUACUACAAAUGCAAAAAGAACGCACCGGAGAUUUUUGACGACAGGGACAUGAGUAAAGAGGAUUUGCAGUUGGCUUUGAAAACAGUAAAAAUGGCAAGUGUUCCCAGAAGAACAGAAGAUAAUCACACAGUGCAUGUACUGAAAUUGGACGACAGUAAUUAUGGCAAUUUUGAGUUGGUACCAAUUAUGAAGGCUUCAUACAUGUUACUGGACGUAACGCAGCAAGUAAAUCCCCCAGAUGGACUCAUCGUUGUUAUAGACAUGAAACCAUUGCGGCUGAUGCACUUAAUGAAGCUGAAAAUUGGAGCAAUUAGAAAAUAUAUCACUUUUCUUCAAGAAGGAUUUCCCAUCAAACUGAAGGAAAUCCAUCUUUUGAAUGCGGUUUACUUCGUUGACAAAGUUAUGAAUAUCGUAAAAAGUUGUAUGAACAGUGAGCUGGUGGAUAUGUUAAAGAUUCACCAAUCAGAUAUAGACAUGAACGAAUUUUACGAAAAGCAUCUGUCAUCCAAAUACCUGCCCAGUGAUUAUGGUGGAGAACUACCCAGUGUAGAUAAAUUAGCCGAGAUAACGUUAGAAAAACUAAAAAAUAGGCAAGCGUUUUUUGAUGAGGAAGAAAGAAUAAGAAAAGAAAUUUGUAAAUAAAUAAAGUGCUUUUAUAAU
Molecule: messenger RNA, 987 nt
Organism: Brassicogethes aeneus
Lineage: Eukaryota; Metazoa; Arthropoda; Insecta; Coleoptera; Nitidulidae
Source: the annotation of a GenBank genome assembly